Cottoperca gobio is the source of this 1040-nucleotide messenger RNA. RefSeq lists its product as uncharacterized. Gene Ontology annotation, biological process: T cell receptor signaling pathway; regulation of T cell proliferation. Bases 176 to 850 code for a protein of 224 amino acids. The record is from RefSeq and is a predicted model, not a curated record. The transcript has 4 exons. Lineage: Eukaryota; Metazoa; Chordata; Actinopteri; Perciformes; Bovichtidae. Gene Ontology annotation, cellular component: external side of plasma membrane.
GGAGUGUUUCAAUCAGAGUUGCAUUAGUCAAAAAAACGCUUGCAACCAGAUGAUAUCGGAGUACCAGAUCAGACUUCUCUGUAGCAAACACGCUUUGCUGAAGGAGCUUGAUGUUUUUUAAGUUGAUGAAGGAAAUCCUCCAGGCGAGUUCACACUCUCGGUGCAGACGAUCAAGAUGAGAGCUUUCUGGAUGUUCGUGAUCCUCCUGAGCUGCAGGUUAUCUCAUGCCACUAAAUCUCAGAGCAUCCACGCCUGCAAAUCACAGCUGAAAACGCUCUGUGUACCUGCCGGAGACAACGUGCCCGUGCCUUGCCCAAAUGUGACCGCAGAAGACGUGACCUUUAACCUUCUUAAGGACGAUGAAGUGAUCCACAAUCACACUUGCAUCCGUGACAAAACUUCACAAACCUGUAAAUCUCAGAAAACCCGUGUGGCCGUGGAACUACAUGGAGAAAAUAUAUCCGUCACUUUCAUGCUCCCUGGAGUGAACGCCAGUAGCUAUGGGGUCUACAGAUGUGAGGGCAUAGUCAUGUUCCCUCCUCCGUACAAAAAAGUAUCAAGUACUGUGUUGAUCCUGGUACUCGUAGAAGGACACCAAUGCAAAUUCAAUAAAGACCACAGUAAGCCUAAAACGGGUGGAGAUCAAAAAGAUGGAUUUCUCUGGAUUUGGAUUCUGGGGCUUGUACUUCUUGGCAUUUACAGCGUAACCGUCACCGUCAUUGCCGGCGUCAUCUUGGUGAAGUGGAGGAGGUCGGAUUCCCAGAGUGACUACAUGAACACCAAACCCAAAGCACCCAGGGACCGCAAGAAGAAAGGAUGGGUCCAACAUCCUAUUCCACGACACUUCUGAUCACCCGUGCAGCGUCUCAGCCUUAUACCCUCUUAGUCUAGAUAUAAACACACGUGUGUCCUUGUAGUAGCUUCACCUGAGCAGAACAUGAUCGUGAGUGAGGUUUCUUCAUUUUGUUGUCAGUACUUGUUUUAUGUCUACACAGCGAUUCUUUUUACAGUUGUGGAUGUAUAUAAAAAAAAAAAGCCAG